AUGCCUUCCACCUCGACCAUAUGCUCAACUGCACUGAUUGCCACAUGCAUCUCAACGUUGGCUGCCCUGAGUAUCGCGCAUGACCUGCCCGGGGGCAGGUUUGGUGGCAAAGACGGCGGGCUAGGUGGAUUUGGGGUUGGGCCCGGUGGCCAAGGGGGCGGGCUAGGUGGAUUUGGAGUUGGGCCCGGUGGCCAAGCCGACGGGCUCAGUGGCCGAGGAGGAUAUGGGGUUGGGCCCGGUAGCCAAGCAGGCGGGCUUGGAGGUCUAGAGAAUGGUCAGUGCCUAGCAUCUCUGAAUGGUGUCCAAGGGUGCAUCCAAGAGGUCCUGACAUCCGUAUUGACACUUCAGUUCCGAUUGAUCGGGCCGGACUGUUGUCAGGCCAUCCUUAACAUUGAUGAUAAUUGUUGGCCCAAGGUGUUGCCUCUCAGCCCAAUAUUCCCCCUUAAGAACUAUUGCACGCAAAUUGUUCCAGGGUUUGCACAACCAGCCCCACCAACAGCAUAA
Ilex paraguariensis (yerba mate) is the source of this 504-nucleotide messenger RNA. The record is from the annotation of a GenBank genome assembly. Lineage: Eukaryota; Viridiplantae; Streptophyta; Magnoliopsida; Aquifoliales; Aquifoliaceae.